This is a messenger RNA of Closterium sp. Yama58-4, 1089 nucleotides long. The record is from the annotation of a GenBank genome assembly. NCBI's taxonomy places the organism in Eukaryota, Viridiplantae, Streptophyta, Zygnematophyceae, Desmidiales, Closteriaceae.
AUGCCUGACGAGUUCCUUGCCAGCAACCCCCCCCCGCUCUGGAUCACGCUCUACCACAUCGUCACCCGCCUCCCUGACUCUCUGCGCGCAGUCAGGGAUCACUUCCUCGCUCGCUCUCCCACUGAGCUCACCAUUGCCCUCCUCGAGAAGGAAUUGCUUGCAGCUGAGGCGAGCAUCGUCGCUGUAGGCACCUCUCGUGGCGACCCCCGCACCCCGUUCUUUGAGGGGUGUUCCCCUUCCCCUCUCCUCCCCUCUGUCGCCUCUGCUGCUGCUGUCGACCUCCUUGGUGCUGAGAAGGUCGGGGCCGCGUCUGCUCCGAGCGGGCGCCGCAGGGGCAAAGGGGGCAAGGGUGGAGGUGGCGGCGGGGGAGGCGGGAGUGGUGGCGGUGGGGGUGGCGGUGGGACUGGAGAGGCUAGUGGCGGCAGUGGGGGUGGUGACAGCAGCGGCGGGAGCGGUGGCAGGGGCGGAGGCGGCAGCGGAGGCGGAGGUGGUCGUGGCGGCGGCAGGGGUGGAGGUGGCCGGGGCGGUGGCGGCGGCGGUGGUGGUCGUGGAGGCGCUGGCGGUGGCCAGAGUCAGCAGCCCGCCCCGUCGCUUCAGGCCGCCCGUGAGUGGUAUGCGCAGCGUGGCUUUACCUGCACGUACGUCAUUCGCACUGGUGACCGCACUGGCCAGCAGUGUGGGAGGCCGCAUCCCACACAGCGCUGUUUCGCGCGCCUUACUGACGCAUGGCGUGCCCAGUUUCCUGAUGCCACUGAGCUGCCCCGCUGGGCUGAUCUGGAGAAGAAGGGAGUUGAUAUCUGGGCUUUAGACUUUGAUGCUAUUCUCACUGCCAUGUAUGCGAUGUUUACUAGUGGAGAGGGUGCUCAGUACUUGCGUGUUCCGCCCGACCCGGGCAUUCUGACCAGUCCGGCUGCCGCUCUAGGUGCUAGUGAGUCUGCUGCCCCAGGUCCUGGUGAGGCUGCUGCUCUAGGUGCUAAUGAGUCCGUUCCCUCUGGUACUGAGUCGACUGCAGCACUGCACACCUUCAUUCUUAUCGUGGCGUGUUCGGUCUUACGGGGAACUAGCUGUGUUUUCAAGCUGGUGCGGUGA